UAUAUGUAUAUUUAUUUAAUUUCUCAGUUCAGCUUGUCUCGGGUUACAUAACAGUUCCCUUUCUUCCAAAAUUGGUAUUUAUUUUUUUUUAUUUUAUUUUCUUUUUUUCAAAAAGUAAUAAAAAAAUAGAGUAAAUAACUAAAUAUGUCUAAUAACUAUGGACCUGGACCUGGCGCUUAUAUGCUGCCCAGCAGCUUUGGUCAAAAAGGACCACAGUACUCUUUUGGCCAAAGGACUGGCCGUAACAGGCACGAGAAAGUUGGUCCUGGACCGGCAGCCUACCGAAUUGAUAAGGUAACCCGAUUCGGCAAGUCAGAGGGCCUGCAGUUCUCCAUGUUGGACAGGAGUCCCCUCAAGAAACACAUACCCAUCAAGUUUCAUUGAUGUUAAACUCAAAAAUUCCCUUAAAUGUUGGUAAUCAGGAUCUUGAAGGGAUAUCUAGAGAUUUAGAUUAUUUUGUGAGAUUCUGCAUGCGCCCAAGUGACUGUCAAAUAAAUUAAAGCAGACUUAGAAUGAA
Molecule: messenger RNA, 517 nt
Organism: Drosophila kikkawai
Lineage: Eukaryota; Metazoa; Arthropoda; Insecta; Diptera; Drosophilidae
Product: protein CIMAP1D
Source: RefSeq, a predicted model, not a curated record